GUAAAACCCUCCCCUGACUUUGACGAGGGUAGAUAUCGGUGAGCCUUCGUUCUGAGAAUAAGGUCUCUUGCAACUCGUUCGUUUGCAGAAGCCUUCCUGCUACUUCGAUUGUUACAAUGAAGACUUCUGUCGAUAGCAGUUUACCUAUCUAUCAGUGUAAACGCACUUGCUAAUGCUACUAACGAGAAAAGAUAUAGCAGACUUAAAGUAAGCAGUUCCGAGGCUUUCCAAAGAAGUCUGACUACUCAUAGAUACACUUGAGCAUAGCCAUCAAUUGUAGUGUCCAGGCGGAAGAAGAAGAAGCAGAAGAAGAACAACGAUCAUAUAUACCAAAAAGGAAAAAGACGAAGAACAACGCUAAUUAAAAUAGUUUAGCACUUAUACCCCGCGAUUGGGUAGUACACCAGCAUUGCUACUUAUUCAAAGAGGGAAGUACAGUAUAAAAAAUGGUGGUGAACGUACCGCAGGUGAUCUCCCACGUGCUAGGGAAUCCCGCGAGUUACCCCGGUCCGCACAAUGUGAGCCAGGAACGGACAAGCCAGGGUCUCCAGAAGGUCGAUACCACAAGACAGAUGAAGAUGAUCUACGACGCACUCACUUCGCGACUCGACGAAAUGCUGCGCAAUGAGUACAAUGAAAAAGAUGUGCUUUUUUAUGCUUUUUAUUUUGGUAUUGCUCUAGAUGGAGAAGCUCUAUGGUAUUCAUUUUUUUAGAGAAACCGUUUGUCGAGUUCUAAGGCUUACCAGAGUAUUUUGGUAGAAGAAGUUCGAGAAGAUAAGCUAUAUGAGCAGGUGUUUGUACACCGAGAAGGAUAGUGUUAGUUCAGUACGAAAUAUUUCCUGGAUGCAACAACUACUUUCAGGCAAUCUGUCUCCAUCGACAACUUGGGUUCAUUUUCUUUUGCGCCAUCGUGGUACAACUCAAAAUACGGACCCGACUUUGUAGCCAAGGUCCUCUGCUUCGUUCCCCAUGCGAAACUUGCGAAUGCUUGCCCAAAGUACAUAUUUGUUUACUGACGAAGUUUGUAAAUGGUAAUAUCAUUCGAAGUUGUCUUUUGGAUCUAUCAUUCAAAGUCGUUGUAGUUCAUCUGUACUAACUACCCCGAACAAUUGACGAAAGAGCUGGCUAGAGAUGCUGUUCUACGAUGACAACAGCAAUUUUUUCAUUGCAAUCCUGUCAGCUACAAGCCAUCGAAACAGAAGCUCGAACUAGACAGGACAGCGUUGACAACGGCCCAGUCGAUUCCGAGCAAAGUGAAGUUCCUGAACGAGGUAAGUAUUUUUGACCUCCCUGUUGAUUGAUAAGUUGGCAUUUUUAAUACAACAAGCAAACCAACCUCGAUUUCGUUUGCUCAUCAUUCGCAACAACCUGAACUUGCGAUUCAAAUUUGACAACAAGCAAACCGCACCCGUGAUUCGAAAUUGAAUCAUUUCUAAAGAACACCAACACGACCAGCGAGUUCCCCUCGUGGUUUCGGAUAUCCUUAGCUUAGUCCUUACCCACACACCAAACCUGUUGUACUAAAUUUUUACAACGACCGACCAAACCACACACUAAUUGUUCAAAGAAUCAAAAACCACCUAUUGAGGUACCCAUUGCCGCAGGAACUUAUUACAAGACAGAUCUAGUGAAAUCCGUGGUGAAGCACUUUUUCGUUGCGGUGGUAGAUCUGGCGGAAAGGGGCUACGAUAUCGACCUGGACAUGAAAGCUGCUAAGGUACAUCUAUUCGAUGUGGAGAACUGAAAUUGGCAUGAUGUCAGUAUCUUCCUUCUACUGAUGUGUCUUCCUCACUCUAAAUCUAUAAGUGUGCUGAUGUUGUACGCAGUUCACUUAUCAUCAUGUCUACUUAUUCAGUUUCUCGUUGUUUUCGCGAAGUUGUAUAAACUGAAGCAUCCUAGGAAAGGAUCAAUAUUUUCAAUCUUCACAUCAUUAUAGGUGUGAAUAUUCUUCUUCACAUCCGCAACCAGAUAAAAAUCGCCAAGGGAAAUGUGACGGCGACCUUUGACUCGAGCUUGUCCCAGAAAUUUGCCGAGCCAGUGAAACCCAUGAAUACCGCUAUGGGAACUGCACUGACCAAGGGUCUCAAGUACUCCUACAAUUUAUCAGAUGUUGUAUAUGUUUUGCGUGGUAGCAAGUACUCCUACAACUGAUUUAGAUAUCAUGUUUUCGAUUUGGUAUAAUAGUUAGAUUUUCACUUUUAAAUUUACAUUCCUCAUGGUGAUAUGUCCUUCAUGGUAACUUAACUGUUAAAUUUACAUGUCUUUGCACUACUCAUGAGUGCCUUGCGUAGACGGACGAUGCAUAGAAGAUGUUCUUCCCAGACAACAUGAUUCUCUCCUGUUUAUGACUUUUUUUAAUAGUCGAGGAAAUAGGACGACAGGAAACACAAUAGGAAAGGGCUACGAUCAUUCUCAAUUUCAUCAAGGUUGUCCGAGACCUGGGCAAAGCCAGCCUUUAGUGACGCAAUGGGAAGCUUUUUGCCUCGACCGAAAAGCCGCGAAGCUCAGAGUAUCCGCAUUGGCACAGCAAAUCUGGGUGUGAUGGGCCGCGAUUUGACAAGUUGCGUCAAGUAG
Molecule: messenger RNA, 2574 nt
Organism: Amoebophrya sp. A25
Lineage: Eukaryota; Dinophyceae; Syndiniales; Amoebophryaceae
Source: the annotation of a GenBank genome assembly